ACACUCGCCACUAUCGACAAUUAUACCCAGAUACAUUCAGUUGUCCACAUUUCAUCUGUCAAAAACUCGAAGAAAUCCCGGACAGGCAAGCCCAAGAAGAUUCACCCACGUUUCUGGUUACACCCGUACCCCUUCGAUUCUCGACUGAAUCUCCCACCUCUCCUCAAGUAUUGAAGUUUCACCUGCAGGUUUUUGGGCCCGAAAGCCCGUUGGAUUGAAUUGAGGCGGGUUUUGCAUGUGGAAUCUCGUGAUGGGGGCGGUAUUUUCAUCGGACGAAGAGGACAAUGAGGAAAGUGGGACCUCGUCGAUGGAGCCAUCCAAUCCCAAAGCCGGUCUCCUCAAUCGGGGUCAGGUGGCCACCACAGGCAGAGAUCAGCCGCGUCUUCCUUCGCCUACCCGUGAAUGCGGCGACGGCAAAGAAGCGGAACAGUCCGUCGCGGGCGUGCCACUGGCCAAAACUCACGAGUGUAGCAGUUCCCUUCGUGACAAACGCAUUCGCUUGCCUCAAACCAACAUCCGGCUAGCCAAACUCCCGCCCAUUUCUGACGACCAGGUCACGAUGGAUCCCAUUCAACCCACUUCACCAUUAGUACCGAUUUACGUGGGAGGAGCCCAUCGAACCAUAACGCCUUCUUCCUCCAGUUUUCGAAAAGACAAGGAGCCCAAAUUUGUGCCUUAUGAGCCGUACAAGGCCUCCGUCACCCCAUUAGUAUCCAAGCCCAAGAGAGCCAAGAAAAAGAGCCUGAAUUCGAGUUUAGCCGAAUCGGUUCGGGCAGUAAGUGAGGAACCCGUCUCCCCGGGUUCCCCUGAAUCGAUUCCACCCCACCCCAUGAGCCCGGUUCCUUGUUCCUCGCCCACUUAUGUGGAUCCGCAUCGACCCGAUGAUGCUCUAGCGAACGAGAUGUUACUGGAACGGAUAGCGAAAUUGGAACGUGAUUUAGCCGAGAGCGAAAAGCAGCUCAAAAUUCAGACCCAGGUCAAUUCCGGUCGGGCAGUAAGUGAGGAACCCGUCUCCCCGGGUUCCCCUGAAUCGAUUCCACCCCACCCCAUGAGCCCGGUUCCUUGUUCCUCGCCCACUUAUGUGGAUCCGCAUCGACCCGAUGAUGCUCUAGCGAACGAGAUGUUACUGGAACGGAUAGCGAAAUUGGAACGUGAUUUAGCCGAGAGCGAAAAGCAGCUCAAAAUUCAGACCCAGGUCAAUUCCGAGGUCAAGAAGCUGUUGGUGGCGAGUGUGGGCGAGGACAUCGAGGCCCAAGUGGAUUACUUGACUCAGGAUAAGGCGCGAUUGUCUGCGGAUAUUCAUCAGUAUACCUCAAAGAUCUCGCGGGAUUUCGAGGAAAAGGAGAAACUGUUUGUGGAAUCCAAUCUGUGGAAGAGCAAGUUCUUGGCUAGCAGCGUCAUAGUGGAUGAAUUGGCUCGAUGGAAAGCCGGUCUGAUCCAUCACUCGGACGAGUAUAAUCACGGCGUUCGUGUCUUACUCCAAGAGCAUGCCCUGCUUUGGGACUCACUAAUGAAGACGUAUGGCCUUCUGUCGCGAUUGAAGACCGCCUUUGAUCCGCUGAAGAAACCCCCCACUCCACCGGAAUGUGUCAGCCUGAAUGGCUUGGCCGAUUACUCAUUGAAAUGUGCCCAAGAACUUCGAGAGCGCUUGAUUGGGCAGAACGAUUUGAAAACCGAGGACUUGAACGGCGAGCCGCUGAUGCCCAAACAGUUGAACACUUUGGGCGAGGAAAAACUUAAGGAGAUUUUGGCCAAACCGUUGGCUUAUGGAGCUUCGGAUUAUAGCGAAGUGGCCUCUUUGGCCGUUACGGGUUGUGCCCGACCACAUCUUCGAAAAUUGGGCGAUCAACUGGUCACGCCCACCGGAUUUAAAUGUUGCACUCAUUGUCAGGGAACCGUUCACAACGUAUGAAGGUCCACCACACCCAUCAUGAACAUUUUUCUAUGUUACCACUUGCUUAAUAAACUUCAACUUAACCAAG
Tigriopus californicus is the source of this 1982-nucleotide messenger RNA. RefSeq lists its product as uncharacterized. NCBI's taxonomy places the organism in Eukaryota, Metazoa, Arthropoda, Copepoda, Harpacticoida, Harpacticidae. Gene Ontology annotation, cellular component: Golgi membrane. The record is from RefSeq and is a predicted model, not a curated record. Gene Ontology annotation, biological process: Golgi organization; Golgi to plasma membrane protein transport.